AUGCACGACAAGGAUCCUGAAUUUCGCACGUGGCUGGUUGAGGAGAAAUUGACCAAUCCCGAAAUCAUGUCUUCGGACCAGUUGAAGAGGAUGUUUAAAGAAUUUAUGGAGGAUUACAAUACCGCGACCUUGCCCCAUGAGAAGUAUUAUGAUAUGCACGCAUACGAGAAGCGCAUGGCUAUCAUAAGAGGAGGAGAAAGCAACUUGCUCGAAGGUCUGGAUACAUACGACGCCAACGCGGACCUCAUCAGUCAUAAGAGGGGCCUCAAGCGUGGUCAAGUGGAAAAGGAAGUCUUUCUCUCACGCGAAGAACUCGAAGACUUGAGAAGAGUCAAGAUUGAGCGAGACCAGAUGACGAAAAUGAAACUCCUCGGAAUGAAUGUAGACAGCAAGACUGGCGUUCGUAUGGACACAGUCUACGAUGGGUAG
This is a messenger RNA of Serendipita indica DSM 11827, 429 nucleotides long. Lineage: Eukaryota; Fungi; Basidiomycota; Agaricomycetes; Sebacinales; Serendipitaceae. The record is from the annotation of a GenBank genome assembly.